AAGACAGAAAGUCCGUUGGAACCGUCUGCUGCUCCCUGGUCUCUGGAGAUGAGGCAGGAGGGCUUGGGGACAGCUGGGGACACGGCCCAGAUGAUCCGGUCCCAGCAGAAGUGACUGGCGGGGACCAGGAUGCUGGAGGGUCAGCUCGAGGCCGGGGAGCCCAAGGAGGGCACCCACCCAGAGGACCCGUGCCCGGGAGCUGGGGCUGCCAUGGAGAAGACAACUGCAGCAGCCGAGGUCCCCAGGCAGGACGGCAAUGCCAGGGAGAUGCCGUCAUUACAGCAGCAGAUCACCAGACUCCACCAAGAGCUCGGGAGACAGCAGUCGCUGUGGGCUGAUGUUCACAGAAAACUCCAGAGUCAUAUGGAUGCCUUGAGGAAGCAGAACCGGGAGCUCCGAGAAGAGCUGAGAGGUCUGCAGCGGCAGCAGUGGGAAGCCAGGAAGAAACCUGCAGCAUCCCCACACGCGGGGCGAGAAUCACACACUCUGCCAAUGAGUUUAAAGACAGAAAGAAUUAACUCGGGGAAAACACCACCACAGGAAGACAGAGAGAAAAGUCCUCCCGGGAGACGUCAAGACAGAAGUCCAGCACCCACUGGAAGGCCAACUCCCGGUGCAGAAAGACAGGAGGUGUCUGAAGACGGAAAGGUUAUGCAUCCAUCUUCCCGAAGUCCGCAAAACUCCAGUGGCAGAAAAUCACCAGUGCAGGCUUCCCAGGCCGCCACGCUGCAGAAGCAGACGGCAGCAGCUGGAGGAGCUGACAGAAGCUCAUCAGUCUUAGGGAGUUCUGAAGGCGGAUUUCUCAGCCGCGUUCAAGCUGACGAGUUCGCCAGUUCUUCCCCGGACAGUGCAGAGCUGCAGGUAGAACAGGCACUGAGCGAAGGUUGUGCCAUCACCACCUUCCCCGAGGCCAGCCAGAAGGAGCCGAGCAUGGAUAAGAAGACGACCAUCAUCCGGUUCUCUAAUGGUGACGUGAAGAAGAUCAAACCCGAUCGGAGAGUGAUUUACUAUCACGCAAAUGCUCAGACAAUGAGCACGACCUACCCUGACGGUUUGGAAGUUGUGCAGUUUCCUAACAAGCAGACAGAAAAAUUCUACCCCAAUGGCUCCAAAGAAAUCGUGUUUCCCGACGGGACGGUGAAACAUCUCAAGGAUGGACAGGAAGAGACCUUAUUUCCUGAUGGGACAAUCGUAAGGGUGGAAAGAGCCAGCUGUCAGCACAGGCUUCAGCCUGCAGGAACGGCGACAAAACCAUUGUGCUCAGCAACGGGCAGAAAGAAAUCCACACAGCCCAGUUCAAGAGGAGGGAGUACCCGGAUGGCACCGUCAAGACUGUGUAUUGCAGCGGCUGUCAGGAAACCAAGUAUGCCUCCGGGAGGGUUAAGAUCAAAGAUGAAGCUGGAAAUGUCGUCCUGGACGAGAAGCAGAUGAGCCCUCAACACGCAGCAUCACAUGGGAAAUGCCAAUUGCAGAUUUUUCCUAAAACAGACAAAAACUAAUAACAUAUUAGCUGCCCUAAAUGAUCUUGGAGAGCCACCAAAACUUUAGGACUACCCAAGUCAUCUAGAAAUUGCAAAGGAAAAGACAUUCUCUCCCCUAUUUAGGAAACUUGGUUAGAGCAGCACACGUCAGAGAACAGGAGGCUCACAAAAGAACGAUUUUCAGUGCCCCCAGCAAGGCUGCACCCUCUUUGAUCAUCACAGGGGCCAUUUCCGCCUUGUGAUGGACCCAGGAGGUCUCUGCAGAGCAAGUGCCCUUGGACCAGCUGAUUCACAAAGUGCUGAGCCCCUCUUCCCUGUGUGGCCCACCCCAGGCACGGCUCAUUCCUCCAGAAUUAUAGAAGCUCAUCCUGGCCUGUUCCCCUCUGGUCACCAACACCCCUGUCCUCGCUGGGACUAGAGGGAGACAAUUCUAGUCACUACAAGGACACCCAAGGGGCGUCCGAGUCAAGGCUCCAAUAGUGCAGUUAUCAUGGCCUCUCGCAGCCCGGGGAGCAUGUCGCCUCCUGAAACUCGAGAUUUCUUAAAUCCCAAUAUAAAAAUGAUAACCAGUUACUUAUUUCUUUUGUUGUUUUGCAGGCCACCUAGAAAUACAAAAUACCAAUUCACCUAAUUUUUAUACUGAAAUGUAGAUGCCCCCAACAUGUUUUGGAAAGAGAUAAUUUCUUGAAAAUCUUAUCAGAAGAUGCAUAGUUAAUUUUUUUCCGUUAUGUACUCAUGUUUUUAUGAAAUACAAUACCAUAUUUUAGGGCCAGGGAUUAUUUUAACCUUAAAAUUGUGCAUGCGUCAUUGUAGUCCUCAAUAUUUGGUAAUGCUAUUUAAAGUGACUCAAGAAGCGUGUGCUAUCUGGCUUUGAAGGAAAAAAAAGGAAUUCUACUACAAUUACAGUGGAUGGAGGCCUUUUCUUUUCAGAUGAAUGCUAAAGCAAUGCAAGGUUGUUUGUCAGGCAUAACUGGCAAAACAAAUCCAUUAUUAAAAAGCUACUUUGCAUUUGGCUGAAAGAAUGGACUUGCCUAUUGCUUUGAUUGUUUUGAAUCAGCUUAUACUAAGAAUUGUCACUGAAGCAAACAAAAUGAUACACAGCUGUACUCAAAAAAUGCACUUCUCAUUAUCUGUGGGAGAUCGGGGAAGAAACAAACAUGCAAUUUUAUCAGGAAGCCGUGCUCAGGCAUCAGAUCACCUGCCUGACUGGAAGUUUUCAUUAAAUAUCAUCUGCAGUACACUCUCCAAUAGUGAUGGGUGUAAAAUCUGUCAUCCAAAUAGGAUUAAUUCAGUGUGCGCAUUCGGCGGGAAGCCCUUUGUGGAAUAUACAUUCUGUGAUAUUGGGAAUCAGUACAAGCUUAUUAAAACAACACUUCAUACUGA
Pan troglodytes (chimpanzee) is the source of this 2864-nucleotide messenger RNA. RefSeq names its product putative T-complex protein 10A homolog. Bases 130 to 1431 code for a protein of 433 amino acids. The record is from RefSeq and is a predicted model, not a curated record. The transcript has 11 exons. NCBI's taxonomy places the organism in Eukaryota, Metazoa, Chordata, Mammalia, Primates, Hominidae.